Meloidogyne enterolobii is the source of this 372-nucleotide messenger RNA. The record is from the annotation of a GenBank genome assembly. Lineage: Eukaryota; Metazoa; Nematoda; Chromadorea; Rhabditida; Meloidogynidae.
UAGAAAGAAGAUGCCGUCGUGGAAUGAGAUUCUCUCUGUUCUGGUACUCGUCGGGAUUGGAUAUAUGAUCGGAUAUUUCGAACUGCUCAAGAUUGACGUGAUCAAAAAGAAGCAUCCGAAGGAGAGCAGCCACAGAAGCAAGAAGAAGGCGGGGAAAGGGAAAGGCGUGGAUAGUCGACAUUGAAAGAGGAAGAAAAAAGGAAGAAGGAUGAACAAUAACAAUCAUAAAGAAGAAACAACCAGAAGGAUUGAGAGAAAGGAUUGUAAAACCUAUUGUGAUUAUUAAAUUGGUUGUAAUAUUAAUUUGUAAAUAGAUAUAUGUUUUUCUAUGUGCUAAUAGUUGUAUAUUUAUUGUUGUAAAAUAUAAAAAGA